AUGGCGGCGGCGGCGGCGGCGGCGGCGGCGGCUGUGGCGGGUUGGCUGGGCUGGGUGCUCGCAGCGCUGUGUCUGGGCAGCAGCGCGGGGGAGGCGGCGCCGGGCGCGGGACUGCUGAGCUUCUGCAUGGAGGAGGACGGCGCGCCGGCCGCAGGCUCCCUGCGCGGAAGGGCAGCGCCGGAGGCCACUCUGUGCUUGCGACUCUUCUGCUCGGGCUUAGCCAACAGCUCCUGGACCUGGGCGGCCCCCGAGGGCGCAGGCUGCUCCGAGGGCGGGCGGGCCACGGAGCCCGAGGAGGCGGCCGCCCCCACGGGCGAGUGGCGCGCGCUGCUGCGCCUGCGCGCCGAGGCCGGGCACCCGCGCUCCGCGCUGCUGGCCGUGCGCGUGGAGCCGGGCGGCGGGUGCCCGGCCUUGGACCUGCUUGUCUUCAUCCAGUAG
Psammomys obesus (fat sand rat) is the source of this 438-nucleotide messenger RNA. Its product is annotated as metal transporter CNNM3-like. The coding region runs from base 1 to 438 and encodes 145 amino acids. NCBI's taxonomy places the organism in Eukaryota, Metazoa, Chordata, Mammalia, Rodentia, Muridae. The record is from RefSeq and is a predicted model, not a curated record. The transcript is spliced from 2 exons.